UUAGUUCAAGAUGGAAGGCAGUGCGUGACAAACAAGUGUGCUUGUAGUAUCUUCUGCCAUUAACAUGUUCGUGAUGGAGUUUUGUAAUUCAAGGCAUCACCAGACCAGUGUUAUUACUAGAGUACAUGUAUGUGAGUAAAGCAGUGGAGGAGACAGAUCUAGUCUCAGUGUGUGGACUUCAACGACAGCAUAUUUACCAUCAGGAUCUAGAACUGAUCCCAGCAGGUGUCUGAAGACACUGCUCCUCCAGCCUGACCUGAUAACUAGGUCACAUUACAUAAUUCAAGCCUGAUCAACCCAGGCAGCCUGGUUUAAUGCCCUGUCUCCUGUCCCUGGGGAGAUAGCCAUUGUUUAACCAGAAAACAAUGUUCUCUCAGCAGGACCCUGAGAUGCUGAGAGGUGAUCUAGGUGAAGAUUUGACCUAGAGUUGUCUGGACCAGCGUUGGAGGGAACAGCAAAGCAGUAGUGCCCAGCAUCAUAAGUCAUCCUCUUGCCAGACCUGCCUUUUCUGGAGAAGCUUGGCAUGUGUUUACUGACACUGUUGAAUCUGGCCCUCAGUGUUGUCUCAGCCCGGGGCUUGGGCCCAUUGCAGCACAUAAACAUCCCCGUGCAGUGAUCAAUAUGGAGACAGUCUGAUAGAAAACUCUGUCAGAUAGCAGGAUUAACUCCUGUCAGCCUUUCAUCACUGUGCAUGCUGUUGCACCUCAUCACAGUUAUAGUUGGUUCUUAUCAGCGACCAUACCAGCUUACAUGUACAUGUACAUCUGCAUGUGAAGAGAAGCCUGGGACAGUUUGUACAAUUGAUCUGAAGUAUGGAGGACCGUCGGGUAGCAGACUACUUUGUGGUGGCCGGGUUGCCAGACAACCCGCUGCCUCUGGAAGAGUUCUCUAACGAAGCCAUCAUAAAGCCCACUCACAAGCUCGACCCUAUCACAGACAUCACCAUCAUCAACAAGAGUCUAGGGGAGAAGAUCCCUAAGGGGUUUACCUGUAUAGAACGCACGCCCACUGGACUUCCUGCAGAUCUCAACCAUGGCAGUAUUCGCUGUAAUGAGCUGUUUCUUUGUUACAGAAGAGGCAGGGAUAAGGCCCCUCUAUCAGAUAUUGGGGUUUUGUAUGAGGGUAAAGAGCGUGUGAUGCCCGACAGUGAAGUGGUCUACUCCACACCGUUCGGACACCCAGCCAAUGUGAACAACAGUAGCAGUAACCGUAUCUACAUCACCUACAGACGAGCCAAACAGUUUGCAGCCAGUGACAGCCUGGCAGUCGUCGAUAUCUGUAUUAUUCUUACAAACAAGGGGGAGUCACCACCUCAUGCUUACUGCCAGAUUGCCAAAAACCUUAAUAAGGGAAUGGUGGGAUCAGAUGUGUUCCUGUGUUAUAAAAAAGCUAUGACAAAACAGGACGUGCUAGCCUAUAAACCAGCAAUUCUGAAUCGUUACCCACUGGAGGAUUAUGAGAACUUUCCCCUACCCGAGUCGGUACCCAUGUUCUGUUUGCCUAUGGGGGCUACUAUUGAGUGUUGGUCGGCCAAGGCACAGCAUCCUCUCCCUGUCUUCUCAACCUUCAUCCUCACUGGAGCAGCAGGAGAACAGGUGUACGGAGCAGCUGUGACAUUCUAUGAGGAGUUCCCAGAAGAGCGGUUAACUGAUCUCCAGAUGAGACACCUGGGGCUGAAGAACAAGCACAUCAGAGAACAGUAUCGCAUCUUGAAAAACGUCCACUUCAACAAGUGCAUCUGUCUCCUCUCACAUUAUCCUUUCUUUGAUGCCUUCAAGAAAUUCCUGUCCUAUUUGUAUAAAAUAGCCAUCACAGGCCCACAUAAUGUACCAAUAGAAAGACAUAUAUCUCACUUUAUGUUUGAAGUUCCAUAUCCAUCACCUCAGAGACCUAGGAUUUUAGUACAGUUGAGAGAUGAGGCUUUAUCACUUUCCAUGCCGGAGGACUCUCCCUUACCACAGAGUGGUGCUUCAUUUGUCACCCUGCUGAAGAACCUAGGCCCAGACAACUGCAUGAACAUGUUACUGCAUGUGCUGACGGAGCAGAAGAUUCUCAUCCACUCCCUGAGGCCAGCUGUACUUACAGGGGUCGCUGAGGCUGUCUCCACAAUCAUAUUUCCAUUCCACUGGCAAUGUCCAUAUAUUCCUCUCUGUCCCCUGGGUCUGUCUGAUGUUCUGAAUGCGCCUUGUCCCUUUAUUGUUGGUAUUGACUCACGAUACUUUGAAUUGUAUGAUCCCCCUCCUGAUGUGAUAUGUGUGGACCUUGACACAAACACGAUUUGGCUACCUGAGGAAAAGAGAUCCUUGAGUUUUAAGCAAUUGCCUAAGAAACCUGCCAAGGUUCUACAGGAGACACUGAUCAAGCUGUUUGAGGAAUGGACUCAAAUGCCUUCAGCGGCCAGUCAUGUUCACGAGGAGAUUUCACUGGAGAUGCCAUCCAUGGACUUUGAUUUCAAGCGCAAGAGGAAAGAGACCCUAAUGGAACUGUCUAUCCAGGAAGCAUUCCUCCGCUUCAUGGCCUGUCUGAUGAAGGGGUACAAACCAUAUCUAAAGCCCAUCACAAAAGCUCCUACACUGUCUACCACAGAUGCCAACUCCCUGUUUGAUUUACCAGGAUUUUUCAAGAGUCGCGACAAGGCUUAUCACAAGUUCUUCACCCAGUUCAUGAGAACUCAGACCUUCAUCCGUUUCUUGGAGGAGAGGUCAUUUGUGUCCACCAACGACGCCGGUCUCGCUUUUUUUGAUGAGUGCACAGAAAAGGUUGAAGAAACUCGUGACGAGCCAAAGUUGAUAGAAACUGAUGACUCCGUUAACAGUGAAAGAACGGUGUUCAUCUUACCUCCUGAACCAACUGAUUUACCUGAGGGGAAGACAUACAGUUACAAUGGGUUUCCACCAUUAAACUACGACUUAUUUUUACAAAAAACCAAGACUCAUGCUCCUCUGUCAGGGAAACAGAGUGGAUGUCCUCACAGUCCUAUGGCAAGACGAACAAAACAGGAGGUCAAAUCUGCCCAAAAGAUGGCACAACAGCACAUAACUACACCCCAUUUGUGGUCAAAAUGCUUGCUGGCACAUUGCUACAGCCUGUGGUUUGUUCAUCUGCCAGCCUUCGUGAAAAAUCAUGCAUCGAAACCCAAGGCCUUGCAACUCGCUUACGAGGUUCUCAAGAGAAUGCAACGUGUGAAGCUUCAACCUCCAGAUGAGAUCUGUUUCCGAGUGCUGCUGCAGCUAUGUGGACAGUAUCAUCAGCCAGUUCUAGCUGUCAAGGUUCUGUUUGACAUGAAGAGGGCAGGCGUACAGCCUAAUGCCAUCACAUACGGCUAUUAUAACAAGGCUGUGUUAGAGAGUAAGUGGCCGUCAGUGAACAGUCGUGGGAUGCUGUUAUGGAACAAGCUGAGGAAUGUCAUCCUAGGUGUAGCCCGCUUCAGGAAGCUCUCCCGGCGCCGCAGUCUGUCCCUGUGCUCCAACUCUGGGAGCGACUUUGACCAGAUCAGCCGGGCGAGUAUCGACAGUUACCUGGAGGACGGGACAGGUGAAAAGGUGGAUGUACACAAGGCCGGCCUGGCGGAUGACCUGAUUGCUGUCAGCACGCCGCUGGAGAAGGGAAACAGUGAGGAGAGGAUCAGCUCUGGAGGGGUCUCUGAUAAAGGCUACAGUUCCAUGACACAGGAGGAUGCUCAGCGCCUGUCGCAGGCCCUCAGUCACUCAGAUCUUCUGGAGAAGAGCGCCGACAAGACUGAUGUCUCUCCCACCAAACCUACUCGCUUUGAUAGGUCGGGAUUCCGGCUGAGUCUACGGAAGCGCUCCAGGCGAAAGGAGAACAAGUCUAGUACAAGCUCAGAAUACGACCAAGAUGGUUUUCGUAUCCCAGAGAUUCGUGGUAGAGUUAACAGCUUGGUGCGCAAGUCCUGUAGCAGUAUGGGCAGUACUAACAGCUUUGAUACACUUCAUGGAAGCGUGGGGAGCGCUGCAGGGCUGUUGAUGGUCAGUCAGACCUCACUGGACGAGAGUGUAUUCGGACAUUUGGGUGAGUUACACCUGAGCACGAGCCUAGGCCAGGAGGAUAUCACGCGAAAACGCCACAAGAGUGCCGGGGACCAUGGCCAGAUGAAACAACGCUCAGUCAGCCUGUUAGAGAAGAGAGGUCGUCAUUCAAGUGAUGAUGAGAAAACCGCUCAAGUUAUCAGAUUUUGUGACUUUGCAAAGAAAAGAGACGGUCACGAUAAAUCCAUUGUGAACGGUGAUGUAUUCACAGACAGCCAUAGACAAGAAAGUUCGGCUGGUGCUGUAAAUGCUCCCUCUGAUGGCAUGACUGUUAAAUCAGGGGGAGAUAACCCAUCCACAGACCUUUCUGUGUACGGUAGUAAAGAUGCUGAACAGACAAUCUCUCCUAUAGUGAAACCACCGCAGAGCCUUCAACUAAACAGCCAGUCUAGUCAGUCAAAUGUGAUGAGAACGGAGGAGGAUAAGAGAACACCAACCAUUCACUCUCCGCGGGGCAGCCCGGAGCGUAAGUCUGCCACCCCUGUGCUUACGAAUGAUCCACUGGGAGCAUUUAAUGAACCGUUACAAAACAGGAAAAAAGAUAGUGGGGUGUCCGGGUCAGUAUCGCCAACUCACAAAAAGAAACUCCCCAAAUCCCCUCUUACCACCACGUCACCCCUUAGGACACCUAAAGUGGAAGAUGCCGAGAGUUUAUUUGGUAGGAAGAGCUCUGUAGUUUCAGAAAACAGUGUGUGUUCUUGUGAUGACUCGAGUAGCAAAGCAGUGGGUGUCAACUGUGUCUGCAAUAGCCCUAGUGCCAAAAAACCCUGGUUAACGGACUUACAGGGUGAGACACCCAUCUCCAGGACAAGCAGUCUCCCUGGGGGAUCCCAGAGUGCAGUGCAAAGUCCGUCUGAAGUGAUUGAUACUAAGACAGAGCUGUCACGAACAAGUAGCACACCGGAGUGGCUGAGCUCCCCUGAGAAAUCCAGGUUGAGCCUCUGGGGUCUGCGUUCACCCUUCAGGCAGGCUGGGGAAACUGUCCAGUCUCCUGACACCAGCACUAGCUCACCCAAAAUGGAAGUGGCUAAGGAAUUCGCCUUUCGGCGAACACAAAGUUUGCGCAAAAGCAAAGACGCUGUUAGUAAAAUGCUGAAAUUCACCGCCAGUGCUAUGGCGACAAAAUUCAACGAGUUUAAACAGUCAAUGAGCACUCCAACGAAAAGUGACUCCUUCUCGUCCCUAGGCCAAUCAUCAGAUAGGGACAGUAUUGAUAGCAAUGAUAUGGAGAAUCAGGACACGUUGAAAAGUCUGCCACGAGGCUUUGGAGGAAGUCUGGAUUACGUGCGAGGUAACGAUCGAGACUCGGAUGACUCGACCAGCGCAGAUAAAGUCUCUAUAAGCAGUGAUAAGAGAUACCCUCAAGGCAGUGCCAAACAGUCCUAUGGUGGCAUGGAUUAUGAAGAAUCCUCGUGUAAGAGUGCAUCGUUGUGGAGUCUCCGCCAAACGCUGGAGAACAUUGCGGUGGAGGUGGAGAUGAGCAGUUGUAGUCGCUGUAAUCAAUGCCGUUCUUUACUGUACGAUGAGGAGAUAAUGACCGGCUGGUCUGCAGAUGACUCCAAUUUAAACACCAGUUGUGUAUUUUGCAAUGCUAAACUAGUCCCUGAGCUCCAAAUAUUUGUUAAGGAUUGGCGUGUUGAUGCUCGAUCACGUAGUGAUAGUACAAGUCACAAAACCCACGGGACCAAGACAAGGCAUACCUCACUGUCCAACUGCGAUCACAACGAGGUGUUGUUUGAGGGGGACAAGGUACCUGGUGAUGAUCCCAGCCCUCCAAAAGACACGCCAGACCCUGAUAGCCUUGAGAGUUCAGAAACAUCAGGAGAUAAGACUGUCACAAGCCCCAUGGACAUGUCAGAGGCGGCUAACGCAGCCCGACGACGCUGCACCAGCGAGUGUAUGACCACCGCCACAGAGUACAUGCCAUCAGUGUCAUCUGUAGACUCGCAUGACGGUUGCGCCAUCACACGCCCAAUUCGUUCUCCUGUGGACAUCCUGAUAGAUGAAGAUAUGGAGCUACCCUCUAAGCCAGCAGCCGUGCCAGAACUGAAGAAGGAUUUUAUUUCAAGAUCCAGUUCAAACAUCGAGCCAAUCGUUGUGCCAUACCUGAGUCCCCUAGUGUUGAGAAAAGAGGUGGAAUCCGUGCUGGACAGUGAGGGAGACAUGUCUUUGGCUUCGGACACUUUCGCAGAUGAACAUCCCAUCAUUUUCUGGAACUUGUUGUGGUAUCUAAGGCGUAUAGAGCUCACCAGUUAUCUCACCGGCUUUGUGCUGACAGCCAAGUCUCUGAACCCCACAGCUGAACAAGGGGCACCUGCAUCCUGCCCAUAUGACCACAGGAAUGUGUUAAUACGACCUAUCUGGGAUAAUGUCCGGUUACAGGAAGACUACGGACCUCCUAUGUACAUGGAGUGGAACAUGGGUCAACAAUCCUCCACUGUCAAUGCCUUGCUCACUGAUGGACAGUCUUUCUCCAAGAGUGACAUGCAGCAGAUUGUAACCAGUAUUCGAUGUUGUGAUGUCUACACGCCUAUGAGAAUUGUUAUGAAUGCACGCCGGAAGAUGCGAAGAGGACGGACUCGAUUCCGCAGCAUGUACAGAGAAAUCCUGUACCUAUCAUUCGUGGCAUGUGGUCGGGAAAACAUUGACCAUGAUGCAUAUGAUCAAGAAUACAAGAAGGCGUAUAACCGGCUGACGCCUCAAGAGACCCGGCAACUUCAGCCUGACGACAAGCCACGUCCAGAGAAGGUCAUCCAGUGCAGGCGACAGUUCUCAGAAUUAGAAUUGUAAAAACUUAAUUUCGCUUUCCAUUUUUCCAUGCUUACAGUUAACUGUUGCUUAGGUCAGUUUUAGAGUACAGUUAGCAUUUGAAGGCCGUGUUGACAUUGCAAUGUGUAGUUCUGUUCUGUUGUAAGAACAGAAACAUGAUUAAGACUGUUUGACUGAAUGAGAAUCUUACGUGUUACAAUAUUGAUAGAGAUCCAUUCCAGUUGGCAAAAAGAGGAGGCAGUCAAGGUGUAAGAUAUCAAAUGUAGUUAAUGGUAGAAAAUGGAGAUUAGAUGAUAAAGUCUUGUAAAUAUGUAAGAUGCGAUGUAAUGCAGUUGAGCCACAUGAUGUAAAUUCACUGAAGUGCGAUAAUUGUUAUGAAAUGUUGUAGAUAUUUUCUGUAAAUACGAAUAGUACAAUAAGUCUAAGCGUAGAUUGUUCUAAUUCUGAUAAAGUUGUAAAUCUUAAGAGUUCCAAGUAUGAUACAUGUAAAUAAUCUGUUAUUCUUCAGUGUACGUAUAUGUAACUUAUGCUGGAGAUGCACAUCACAUAGUUCACGUUGAAUACGUUUCUUUGAUUCCCAGCAUAAUAUGGUUUCUUUCUUUUAGAGUCUAAAACUGCUGAAAAUAUAAUUUUGAUACUGUUGAGAAACCCAUUCAUUCCGUUCCUUCGUUUGGUGCUGAUACUGUCAUCACGUUCAAUCAUGGAUCCCAGAUGGUCCACAGACGCCUGUGUUCAAUGUGUCCAUAAGCGACGCUAUUAGAAGUCCUGUGGUUAAGCAUUUUGAUCUUCACAUAUUUUAAGUAAUGUAUUGUAAUAAUUAUAGAAACCUUAGCCUUCAAGCUGUUGAGUUUUAUAUCUAAUUAGUCUUUUUAUGUUAAAUUUAGUCUUUUUACGGAUGUAACAUGAAAAGCCCAGGAUAGGAAAUUUAUAAUUAUGUCACACAAAGUUAAAAAUACAUGUAUAUUAAUUCAUUUUUUGUGCACAGAGUAUCUGUAAAUUGCCACUUGUACGAACACCAAAUCUUCAGCAAUGAUAAUGUGAAGGGACUGAAGAAUAAUGUGCAAUUCGCAGGCAUAUAAUAUCAUGUUUAUGCCUUUAAACUCUGGUUUUGUUGUCAAACUUUUGGAUUCAUAUAUUUAAGUUGCCAUACCUAUAUCACCAUAUAAAUACUUUGAAACCUGGACACAGAAGUAGCAGUACAUAUACGUUCAGCAGAUGUACUGGAUCUGGCUCUAUAUACAGUGACAGUGACUAUGGCCAUUGCUUCUUUGGUGUAUCAGGAAAUGCACUUUUGAAUAGCUGAUACUCUGUAUGUAUGAGUUUCCCUUUAUUAUAUCAAGAACAUAAUAAAUGCUUUGCGAGAGCUAAAUUGUUAGUAUGGUAUAAGUGAAUGCAGCAGUUGUGUUUGUACUGUUCCAGUACAUUUUUGAGAUUGUGAUAGGAUUUUGAUUGCUGCUUUUUCAUCUUAUCUUUUCAAAUCAGUAUGAAUUAGACUGAAUACAAUAAAUUUACUGUUUUGCUAUGCAUUUGCAAUGUGUAUGAAAAUGAGUGGGCAAAAUGCCUUCCCCUUUUGCAGUGUGUAUAUACCCCUCAAUAGGCAUUUUCAUAUCCCAAUAUCAUGAUCAUUCAGACACCUGUAACACAUUCUCACUGUUUAAAUAUUCACAUUUUGAAUGGUAACUCAAGGAUAUAUUGUUUUCUUGAAAAUGCUUAGUCUUAUGAUGCCAGAUCACCUGAAAGGUACAUGUACAUACACCAUACGGCAGUUGUGUUCCUAUAAUGUAUUAUGUAAACUUAAGAUUAUUCAUAUAAUUUUGUUCAGAAUUGUAAUUAUGUAAUAUGCUUUUAUUGGCUAACUUGGCAUGGCAUAAAAUAUGUGAACAUUUUUUUUGUGCCAAACUUUGUAUUUUGAUCACAAAGUGUAAAGUUUCUAAAAUAUAAUUGGCCUGAAUUGCACACCUUGUUAUUGUGAAUGGCAUUGGCUUACUUUGAGUAUUUUUGUUUUAUUUCCUGCUUUCAACCUACUGUUAUUCUUUGGCCUUUAAGUAUAUGUAUACCCAUCUUGUGUCUAGCUUCACUCACUUUAUGACACCUUGAUGGACGGUCAAACAGUUGUAAUGACUGUUCCAAAAUUAGCAUCUUGAUGGUAUAAAUUUCAUUUAAGGAUGCCUGUUUGGUUUAUAGACGUGUCAAAUUAAGGCAGUUGGUAUCCUAUCUUGUUGAUUCCCUUGUUUCUGUAAUAUAAAUGACUAUCUGGCCAGAUGAUAAGUAAACCCUGGAUACAUAACUGUGAAUACAUCUGUUAGAAAUGUUACGGACUGUGAACUGUAUCCCAGGCCAGCCAAACUCUGUUGACUCCAAAAUGAUUUGAAAACUGUAAUAAAUCUGUGCAAGAUAUGGUUGUGUUUUGUUACUGUUUUCUUUGAAAAGAAUUACCUUGAUAUGAUUUACCUGUCAAAUGCAUACUUU
Messenger RNA from Liolophura sinensis, 9284 nucleotides. RefSeq names its product C-myc promoter-binding protein-like. Gene Ontology annotation, cellular component: cytoplasmic vesicle. The transcript is spliced from 36 exons. The record is from RefSeq and is a predicted model, not a curated record. Bases 813 to 6836 code for a protein of 2007 amino acids. Gene Ontology annotation, biological process: regulation of Rab protein signal transduction. Gene Ontology annotation, molecular function: protein binding. NCBI's taxonomy places the organism in Eukaryota, Metazoa, Mollusca, Polyplacophora, Chitonida, Chitonidae.